AUGGAGUUGAUGCGCGGUGGCUUAGCGGGUCGGUUCGACUGCCAAUAUACAUAUUUACUCCGUCGAUUGGCCGUGCUUAAUCGGGUUUCGUUUCCUUCAAAAACAGAUAGAGGUGGACUGCUAGUGACACAUGCACUACUUGAAGCUAAUGCCGCCCAACCACGUAGACCCAGUACCAUCACCCUCCUUCACGCCACACCAAGCAAUUAA
This is a messenger RNA of Laccaria bicolor S238N-H82, 210 nucleotides long. RefSeq lists its product as uncharacterized. NCBI's taxonomy places the organism in Eukaryota, Fungi, Basidiomycota, Agaricomycetes, Agaricales, Hydnangiaceae. The transcript has a single exon. The record is from RefSeq and is a predicted model, not a curated record. Bases 1 to 210 code for a protein of 69 amino acids.